Molecule: messenger RNA, 1866 nt
Organism: Lycium barbarum (goji berry)
Lineage: Eukaryota; Viridiplantae; Streptophyta; Magnoliopsida; Solanales; Solanaceae
Product: putative pentatricopeptide repeat-containing protein At5g37570
Exons: 1
Coding region: 1-1866 (621 amino acids)
Biological process (GO): RNA modification
Molecular function (GO): RNA binding; protein binding
Source: RefSeq, a predicted model, not a curated record
AUGAUAUGCAAGAACUACAUAGGCUUUGCUUUCCUUUACACUGAUCAACUUCUAAAAUCUUUAACUAAUACUGCAAAUCUAGUUCCCAUAAAGCUUCAUCAUCUUCAACACUAUGCACAUUAUUCUUCCUCACCCUUCCUUCCAGUAUCCCAAAUCAUUGUUGAAGUAAUUCAUGCCAAGAAAAUCAAAGAUGGGUCUGCUCAGAACUCAUCUAUCAGUAACUACAUUUUGAAUCUUUGCACAAAAAGUAACCAUUUAGCCUAUGCACAGAAACUGUUUGAUGAAAUUCCUCAAAGAGAUGUUCGAACGUGGACGAUACUCAUAUCAGGUUUUGCUCAACUUGGGUGUAAUGGAAAUGCAUUAUGGUUGUUUAUUAAGAUGCAAAAAGAGGGUAUUGUUAUUCCUAAUGAGUUCACUUUAUCUAGUGUUUUGAAGUGUUGUUCUAGUGUUAGUAAUGGGCUUAGAUUAGGUAAGUCUAUACAUGGUUGGAUGAUUACUAAUGCAGUUGAUUUGGAUGUUGCUUUGGAAAAUGCUUUCCUUGAUCUUUAUGUCAAAUGUGAGGCUUUGGAUUACGCGAAACGGUUCUUUGAAUUGAUGGUUGAUAAAAAUGUGGUUUCUUGGAAUAUAAUGCUGGCGGGAUAUUCGGGUACGGAAGAUAUGGAGAGAAGUGUGAAGCUAUUUAAAAGGAUGCCUGAAAAGGAUGUUUCGAGUUGGAAUACAAUCAUCGAUGGACUUUUGCAACGUGGGUUUGAACGGGAUGCCCUUAAGCUCCUACGUGAAAUGACCUUAGAUGGGCCCUCUUUUAAUGAGGUUACGUUUUCUAUAUCAUUAGCGUUGAUGUCUUCGCUUAGGAAUCUUGAAUUAGGGAGGCAAAUCCAUGGUAAAGUGAGGAGAUUGUUCAUAUACGAAGACACGCUUGUAAGGGCCUCGUUAAUUGAUAUGUAUUGUAAAUGCGGUCAAAUGGAGAAGGCUUCUAGGAUUUUCCAAGAAUUGCGUCAAGGUAUUGGUGAAGUCCAACAUUCACACUCUGUUCCGUGGAGUACAAUUAUAUCAGGUUAUAUUCACAAUGGCAUGCUGAAAGAUGCUUUAGAAGGUUUUAGCUCCAUGGUACGUGAUCAAUUAGAAGUUGAUGUUUUUACACUGUCAAGCAUUCUUAGUGUUUCUGCAAAUAGUGGACUUCCGGAACUUGGUAGGCAGAUUCAUGGCUAUGUCCAAAAACUUGGACACAUAUGGGACAUAUUUUUGGUUUCAGCAAUUAUUGACAUGUAUGCCAAAUGUGGAAAGUUAGAUUCUGCUCGGUUGUUUUUUGAGCAAACCCAAAUUCGGAAUAUUGUGGUGUGGACUACUAUGAUAAACAGUUACGGUAUACAUGGAAAAGGAGCAGACGCUGUUCAGCUAUUUGAGUUUAUGCUGAAUCAGAGGAUUGCACCGAAUGAAGUAAGUUUCAUUAGUGUUUUAACUGCAUGUGGUCAUGCAGGUUUGGUGAAAGAAGGAUGCAAGUAUUUUAGGUUGAUGAAACAAGUUUCUGGAAUCAAGCCUGGUGUUGAACAUUUCUCUUGUAUGGUUGAUCUUUUUGGCCGAGCAGGUUGUUUAGAGGAAGCUUAUGAUUUCAUUCAUGAGAAUGGCAUCUCUAACAUGUCUGAAGUUUGGAAGGUACUCUUAUCUUCUUGCUUGGUGCACAAAAAUGUAAAGAUGGCGAGACAUGUUUCUGAGAAAUUGCUACAACUUCAGCCUAGUGAACACAGCCCUUACAUCUUGUUGUCAAAUACUUGUUCAGACAAUGAAGAUUGGAAUGAAGCAUCGAAAUUAAGGGGUUUGAUGCAGGAAAGGAAAGUUACGAAACUUCCGGGUCAAUCAUGGACUUAG